This is a messenger RNA of Saccharomycopsis crataegensis, 651 nucleotides long. It is a transcript of the gene GPI15, whose product is annotated as phosphatidylinositol N-acetylglucosaminyltransferase GPI15. Gene Ontology annotation, cellular component: glycosylphosphatidylinositol-N-acetylglucosaminyltransferase (GPI-GnT) complex. Gene Ontology annotation, biological process: GPI anchor biosynthetic process. The record is from RefSeq and is a predicted model, not a curated record. The transcript has a single exon. Lineage: Eukaryota; Fungi; Ascomycota; Saccharomycetes; Ascoideales; Saccharomycopsidaceae. Bases 1 to 651 code for a protein of 216 amino acids.
AUGACCUCUUCCAAGGACUAUAUUCUCAAGGCAUGGCCUCCCAAUGACACAAUCGCCAACACCAAGAAGUACCGGAUCGUCAAGAAAUCACCCAUCCCUGUAUCGGUCAAGAUCCUCACGGUGUCGGUCCUUGUGUUUGCCGCUUUGUACAUCGUGGUGGUGCGAUGCUACCUUGUCCAAGUACCAUUCCUAUCUUAUGCUCAAAGCCAUUUCGCUAGCCCAAAACUGGCAGGGUUGACUAUUUUAGUAACAGUAGCCAUCAACCACCUUCUCUGCUAUGUUUUCCAGAGCGAUUUCGAGGAAUCGAUCAUGGUGAUUAAAAGUAUGGGGAUCGAAAUCUCUACCACGAUUCCCAACAGCACAUUCUUUGGUAGGGCAAAGAUCGUGGAUAGGUUCAUCCCCAUCGGCGAUAUCAUUGAUAUCAUGAUCCAUGAAGCGUUCAAAGGGUUCGAGGUCAUUUUUUAUAUGGUGAUUCUCCGGCAAAACCAAAAGAAGUUGACGAUUGUGUUUGAAAAGUUAUUACCAAGGAGGGAUCAGUUGGAGGUGGUGCUCCGUGGUUGCAGGAAAGUGUUGUAUCACCAGAGAAGAGAUAAUAAGUUGGAAAUACCUGGCUGGACCAAGUUAUCUGAACCGAACAACAAGACAAUAUAA